CGCCUGAGGUGCCUGCGGGGGGGGCAGCUGUGGCACCCGCUCCGCUGGAGGCCGCUGGGGGGGAGGGAGAGCCGUGCCCGAGGGGCCGCGUGUGGGGGAGACCCCUUGGAGAGAAGGAGCGGGAGGGAGACGUCACCCCCAUGACCAGAGCAGGGGAGGAUCCUGUGGUCUCCGUUCUGCAGCCGGAAGAAGCGGAGAUAGUUAGUGCCACGGUUUCACUUGGUCUCACGCCCGGCCAGGAUCAUCGACGCUGCGAAGCCUCCGAGUCGCCAUUGCCGUAGCCGAUGUCACCCCAAAGGCCGAAUUGCUACCUCCCUCAGCAUUGGGCUGUUAGGAUUGUAGUGACGCCGAAGCCCAAUAGACAUCGCACCGGUUAGGUCCGUCGUUGGGUUGUUUCCAAGUCACUGGCUGGCCUGGACAGACAGGCUUCUGUCUAUCACGUCAGCCACAUUUAUGUUUUUGAACAAGUGUUUGGUGGAAGGACCAACAGACGAAUGGGUCGUGACGGCAGCAGAGUCGCUUCCACAUGGGCUGGGUCUGGAUUUGACUCCAGCGACUGCAUCGUGAACGUGGUUUUAUUUUGGACGUGAAUCUCAGAGACCGUUCGUUAUUCCUUUGCCGGCGCAUUGCUAGGCGCUGAGCGGUGCUACAACCGUCCUUAUUUUUAUUUUUUUUAGAUCCUGAAUGGGCCUCUUACAAACUCGGAGUAUUCAUCUGUUUGAAUUGCUCUGGGAUUCAUCGCAACCUUCCUGAAAUCAGCAGGGUCAAAUCCCUCCGGCUUGACUUCUGGGAGCAUGAUCUUGUAGAGUUUAUGAAGAAGCAUGGGAAUCUCUGUGCAAAGGCUAUCUAUGAGGCAGAAGUCCCUCCUUUCUAUUAUGUUCCCCAGUCUAAAGACUGCCUGGUUUUAAGAGAACAAUGGAUCAGAGCUAAGUAUGAGCGGAAAGAAUUCAUUGCCACAAGCAUCAGCCACGACGCAUGUACCUCAGGCAGCCGUGAAGGAUUUCUGUGGAAGCGUGGGCGGGAUAGCAAGCAAUUCCUCCCAAGGCAAUUCAUCCUGUCAGCAAGAGAUGGGGUACUGAAAUACUACACCAAAGAGUCAAAAGGUCCAAAAGCUGUGAUUAGCAUUAAAGAUCUGAAUGCAAUGUUCCAGACGGAGAAAAUCCCAAACUCCCAUGGGCUGCAGAUCACAUACAAUGAGGGUGGUCGGACAAGGAACCUUUUCGUCUAUCAUGAGAGUGGAAAGGAAAUUGUUGACUGGUUCAAUGCCAUUCGGGCAGCGCGUUUCCAUUAUCUUAGAACCACCUUCCCCACUGCCCCUGUGUCUGAGCUUGUACCCCAGAUUACGAGGAGUUAUUUCAAAGAAGGUUACAUGGAGAAAACUGGACCAACGCACAAGGAGGUCUUCAAGAAGCGCUGGUUUAGCUUGGAUUCACAGGAGAGGAGUCUGAUCUACUUUAAAGACCCAUUGGAUGCCUUUGAAACGGGCCGAGUGAUUAUUGGAAGCAAAGAGCAUGGGUACGAAGUCCGGGCCAGCUUGCCCAGAGGAGUCAAAGGAAGGAGGUGGAAAGCUGGACUCACCAUAGUCACGCCAAAAAGGGAGUUUGUAUUUGCAUGCGAGAAUGACAGGGAGCAGGAGGAGUGGAUGGAGGCUUUGAAUGAAAUAAUUUCCCAGCCCAUGACUGCCUAAGAAGCCAAUCUCAGGCAGCGCUGACAGCCAGUCAAGUUGCAUUUGACAUAUCAGUUGAGAGGAAAGAUAAACUACGAUAAACUGAAAGAUGCUGGUUUUGCUGUUGUCUUCUCUCAGAUGUAAGAAGGAUUCCAGUUUCAGGACAUAUUCGUUCCUUGGACUCUCUACUGAGACUGUUUAGCUCACAAGAGCAAUGGUGAUUGUAGGUAUGACCUCCUGCACACCAAGAACCAGCCUGAGACAACUGACCUUACUUCCUGUGGGGCAUCAGCAGCUGUUACAUUAUAUUACAGCCUUUCAGCCACUUCUGACAUGGACUGCAUGAAGCCAGUAACCAAGAGAUGAUGGGUUGUGUAUUCUGGGGUCAGGAUCCACUGGGUGCCAUUUUCAGGAGUGCAUAGCACUGGCCUCAUUGAACUUUGCUCUCAUUGAAGUCAGUGCAGCUUUUACCAUUGACUUCAGGAGGAAAAUGAGGCAUGAGCUGAACACCUGGACUUAUUAAGAGGUGCUGAGUAGCUGCAACUCCCCUUGGCUUCACUGGAUUUCUCACCUUCUCUCGGGACAUGAACUUUUAUUACAAACCAGUCUCAGGUCCUUUGCUGUUUGUAUUUCUGAUAACAUAAAUCCCAAGUUCUGUAAAAAUAAAAGAUAGUUUUACCUUA
Messenger RNA from Alligator sinensis (Chinese alligator), 2349 nucleotides. It is a transcript of the gene ADAP2, whose product is annotated as ArfGAP with dual PH domains 2. Gene Ontology annotation, biological process: positive regulation of GTPase activity. Gene Ontology annotation, cellular component: plasma membrane; intracellular membrane-bounded organelle. Lineage: Eukaryota; Metazoa; Chordata; Crocodylia; Alligatoridae. The coding region runs from base 812 to 1687 and encodes 291 amino acids. The transcript is spliced from 10 exons. The record is from RefSeq and is a predicted model, not a curated record. Gene Ontology annotation, molecular function: phosphatidylinositol bisphosphate binding; GTPase activator activity.